AGCCAGUGAACACGGUGAAUGUCUUUGAAAGAGAAGUCGUACUGGAAGUGAAGGCAGUGGAUGGAGGAGCCUCGAUCGUGGUGUGGCGAGUCCAUCGUGGGCCUUCAGAAUGACCAGCUUGCUCCUAGUUAGGGCAGGACAGAAAAUUUCAUUGUCUUCAGCCAAAUCCUGCGUUCGUAGUCGGCUUAGAUUUCAAGCAAUACCCGAAGCAGCAGCACCCUGUCUCAGCAUCGUAAGAGGUGUGGCAAUGUCGUCGUCCCCUAUUACUAGUACUGAUAGCAGUGGCGAUGCCGCCAAGCCCAAGAAGAGCAGCACGAAGAAAUCAGAGAAAUCGGAAGUGGACCCGAGGAUCAUUGAACUGGACAGCAUUGAUGAUGUUCAGGAGUUGGAUGUCUAUCAAAAAUUGUCCGAUGAGCACCAAGACAUAGCCUUCGCUCACCACACAUCUAUGCAACUGCGUGAGAAGUUCUACCGUGAUCCGGAAACAGGCAACUACGUGCAGACGUCGUUUUCGCAUCGCAAUCGCGGCAAGUGCUGCGGCUGUGGGUGCCGACAUUGCCCGUUCGUGCACACCAACGUUGCUGAUGACAAGAAGGGAGAAAAGAGCUUCAACGGCCUCUUCUAUGUUUGAUCCACUGCUGACAGUGUCCUAGCUAUCGGAGUACUCUGAGCUGAUACACCAUGUACCAAGACUCGUAUGGCGGGUCAGCUGAUCAGACAUCAUCGAAGUUCGCUGCACGUCCUAUAUCGGAUGAUCGGCUAGCCGAUCAAGCCGAUGCGAGAUUCCGUCAAGGUAACGUGGACCUCAGCUGUCACACCACCGAGUGCCAGCACGAGCGUGAGCGACUCCACCGUGCCUCACCUGUCUUGGUAGCACUGCUGUGCUGUGCACUGCUGUUAUGCUGCAGUGUGUCAAUGGCCAUACCGGUACAGUCCCGGCUGUCGGAGAACACCGCACUGCUCCCAGGUGAACCGAUCGAUCUGCUUGCUUGCUUGCUCAACGGCGCUCUCCCGAGCGGGGUCAAUCGCACACAGCGAGAACGGAUGGUCUCUGUGCUGCUAAAGUUGCAGGUGCACUCUACCAAUGGACUCUGGUGUUGGUGUAUCUCAAGUGUGUAUGGUGUAGGUGGUUCACAGUAGUACUGAUGCAGUACUUGCACACGUAUACCGCUGCCCUUCAAACACUCUACUACUGCGGAUCAGCGACACGACUUGCACUGAUCUUCAGUGCGUCUUCGCCCGCAUUGAGUGUAAUGACAGAGGCUCUAUUCGUGACGUAUAUCGACUAUCUAUGUCCUAUCAGUAUCCGACUGUCUGGCCCGCCCGCAUGCUUGCUACUGUUCACCCGCUUUGAUAUCUCGUUCCAUUUCAUUGCAUGCCCAUCACUGUACACUGGAAUACCAGAACUGGGCCCUUUGCACUUCUCUGUUUUUUUUUGUAGAUCGAGACCGUGUGAUGAGCUGAUGGACUAUGUCCUGUGUCCCUUUCUCCGGUA
Sycon ciliatum is the source of this 1495-nucleotide messenger RNA. RefSeq lists its product as uncharacterized. Bases 110 to 631 code for a protein of 173 amino acids. The record is from RefSeq and is a predicted model, not a curated record. Lineage: Eukaryota; Metazoa; Porifera; Calcarea; Leucosolenida; Sycettidae. The transcript is spliced from 3 exons.